AUGGCGAACCCAUUUAUUCCGGAUGAAAUCCUGCUCGACAUUUUCUCCCGGCUCCCGGCAAAAUCCGUCGUCAGAUACAGGAGCUUAUCGAAAAAAUGGCGCACUGUUCUCUCCACUAAACACUUCGUCGAACUCCACCUUGCUCGAAAUCCCCACCAAGAAAGCUUCAUUUUCAUCUCCAGUGAACAUCUCACAGUCCACUCAAUCGACAAGAUCGAAGGCGCCGCCGCCGCCGUUUCAAGAAAGAUCGAACUGCCAAAUAAAUGUCUGAGAGUUGUGGGUUCUUGUGACGGAUUGGUUUUGUUGCGAAAUGACGAAGGCGGAAUCUUUCUGCUAAAUCCCGUUACCCUUCAGUUCGCAAGUGUACUACCGGCGUCCCCGAGGCAGGCAUUGAUUCACUUCAAAUUCGGUUUCGGGUACGAUAGCUCCGUCGACGAUUACAAGAUUUUCCGGUACUACGUUCGUGAUCUAGUUAUUCCCGGUGUGUUUUUGGAUGUGUAUUCCGUCAGAGGGGGUUUCUGGAAAAGUGUCGAGAAUCCGGCUUACAUUCCCAAUCAUUUCGAAAUCGGUCAUGGUGCUUUCUUGAAUGGGGCAAUCCAUUGGUUGGCUAAGAAACCUAUCGAAUUAGACUAUCGAAUAGCUGCUUUCGAUUUCGCCCGUGAGGUGUUCGAUGAAAUUCUUCUUCCAAUUGGCAUCGACGAGGAUGGAUUUGUAUUAAGAUAUAAGCUUGUGGUUUUCGACGGUUGUCUUUGUCUAGUUGAAUAUAAAAUGAAUUCGGGGACUGAUGUUUGGAUCAUGAAGGACUACGGGGUGGCGGAAUCUUGGACCAAGUACGAUUUUCGUGGUGAAUUAACACCGUUGUGUUAUAUUCACAAAGGGGAAGAUGUGUUGGUUAGUAAAUCGGGAAGUUUGCAUUUUUACAAUUUGAAAGAGCGGAAGUCGAGAGGCGUUGUUGUUGAUGGCGGUGCAGUUAUGUUAAGGGAGGGAUGCAUGUUCGCGGGGAGCAUCGUCUCGCCUUUUGCCGAUAACUAA
This is a messenger RNA of Erythranthe guttata (spotted monkey flower), 1032 nucleotides long. Its product is annotated as F-box/kelch-repeat protein At3g06240. The record is from RefSeq and is a predicted model, not a curated record. Gene Ontology annotation, molecular function: protein binding. NCBI's taxonomy places the organism in Eukaryota, Viridiplantae, Streptophyta, Magnoliopsida, Lamiales, Phrymaceae.